AUGGAGACGGCGAUAACUUUGGACAAUGCGAUUCAAGCCAACUUCUCCCCGCUAAUGUGGACUAGAGAUGCAUUAAGUAAUGUAAGCGAAGUUCUUGAAGCCCCGUUUUACCGAAGACGGACCAGGAUCAUCUCCGUAACCGUCAUUUUCACCCUGGCUUUCAUGGGGAACCUGGCAGUGGUAUAUAAAAUCUGCGGCAGCAGAAGGAAGACGCGGAAAAUUGAUUUCCUCGUCGCUAACCUGGCGGCUGCGGACCUCUGUGUAUCUAUCAUGACUUUGCUCUCUCAGGUCGUUUGGGAGAUGUUGGAAGAUGCCUGGCUAGUUGGUGAUCUCGCGUGCAGAUUUUCCAAAGUCUUCCAGGUCUUUGGACUGAUUGCUUCUUCGAAUAUUAUAGCGACGAUCGCUUCGGAAAGGCACCACGCCACAGUCAACCCAAGGGACAGCCCUUUCCCCACUAACAUCUUAACGAUUAUGUCGUGGAUCUGCGCUCUCAUAUUCGCAGCUCCCCAGACGUUCAUCUUCACACUGACCACGCAGGAAGGAAACGGGAAAUGCCUCAAUACCUUUAGUCAGAUGCCAAAAUGGCACUUCCAAAUGUUUACAAUAUUUGGAGCUAUUACGGUCUUUUUUACUCCCUUUUGCAUUUUGUGCGUGGCCUUCAUAAGAAUUCUGUGGACCGUUUGGAAGAGAGCAUCGUUCAUCGAAAACUGCGCAAUGGAAGCACAGCGCAAUGGAUUCAUUCCAACCAUCGCUCCCAGAAGCUCAAUCCCAAGAGCCAAGAUAAAGACUUUGAAGAUGACUUUAGUAAUUAUUAUAUCCUUUAUAAUUUGUAGGUUGCCUUAUUUUAUUUUAGAGAUGAAAGUUGCCUUUGGGACAAUAACAGAGGCGGACACUGACUUAAUCACGGUCCUUGGAAUCUUGGUGGUUUCCGAUAGCGCAGUCAACCCAUAUGUCUAUCUGUUCUUCAGGACCGACAACGUCCACUUAAGGCGACUGGAGAAGAGAGUGUGUUUCUCGUGCCUGAAAGGCUGUAGAGAGGAAACAUUCCACAGGGAAUUGUGCGCAGUUGGGAAACGGCUGGAGGACACCAGCAUCAUCUCUCUCGAGGAUGACACGGUUCACCAUUCAGCUUCUGUGGACAACGGCUCGUCUCCCGUCUCCAGCCUGUGA
Messenger RNA from Mobula hypostoma (lesser devil ray), 1170 nucleotides. RefSeq names its product probable G-protein coupled receptor 150. Gene Ontology annotation, molecular function: G protein-coupled receptor activity; peptide binding. Gene Ontology annotation, biological process: cellular response to hormone stimulus; G protein-coupled receptor signaling pathway. The transcript has a single exon. Gene Ontology annotation, cellular component: plasma membrane. NCBI's taxonomy places the organism in Eukaryota, Metazoa, Chordata, Chondrichthyes, Myliobatiformes, Myliobatidae. The coding region runs from base 1 to 1170 and encodes 389 amino acids. The record is from RefSeq and is a predicted model, not a curated record.